Molecule: messenger RNA, 447 nt
Organism: Panicum hallii
Lineage: Eukaryota; Viridiplantae; Streptophyta; Magnoliopsida; Poales; Poaceae
Product: pathogenesis-related protein PR-4-like
Exons: 2
Coding region: 1-447 (148 amino acids)
Biological process (GO): defense response to fungus; defense response to bacterium
Molecular function (GO): RNA nuclease activity
Source: RefSeq, a predicted model, not a curated record
AUGGAGCUCUCCAAAGUGUCACUCAUCAUCCUCAUGGUGUUGGUCAUGUUCUUGGCUGCCAAUGAUGGGGCGAAGGGACAGGGGGCACACGGCGUCUUAGCGACGUACAACCUAUACAACCCAGAGCGCAUAAAUUGGGACAUGCGGACGGGAAGCACGUUCUGUGCCACGUGGGAUGCUGACAAGCCAUUGACGUGGCGGCAGCAUUAUGGCUGGACAGCAUUCUGUGGCCCUGCCGGUGCACACGGCGAGCCGUCCUGUGGCCGCUGCCUCCUGGUGACCAACAGGGCGACAGGGGCAAAAACGGUGGCAAGGGUCGUGGAUCAGUGCGACAACGGUGGUCUCGACUUGGACAUCUCCGUGUUCAGGCAAAUUGACACUGAUGGAGGUGGCAUGGCCAACGGCCACCUUUCUGUUGACUAUGAAUUUGUUGGAUGCCAAGACUAG